GGUUCCUACUGCGGCUGGGCACCGGCUCCGCUCCCGCGUCGACCAGCGCUCCAGCUGCGCCCGGCCUCAGCUCCGGCCCGGCCCGGCCCGGCCCUCGUCUCCGAGCGAAGGCGCCGCUGCCGCCUGGGCCGCUCUCAGGGCCAUGAGGAGGCGGCGGCAGCCACUGCGGCCCGUGUCAAGGUGACCGGCCAGGACUGCGGCGGCGGCGGCAAGAACGGGCGGACUUCUCCAGACAGGUUAUGUCACCGACAGAGGCUGCCCUGACGCUCCCUGCAGCCUGGAGACUAUGUACAAGAGGAAUGGUCUGAUGGCUAGCGUGUUGGUCACCUCUGCCACUCCACAGGGCAGCAGCAGCUCCGACUCUCUGGAGGGCCAGAGCUGCGACUAUGCCAGCAAGAGCUACGAUGCCGUUGUCUUCGAUGUCUUGAAAGUGACUCCCGAGGAGUUUGCUAGCCAGAUCACGUUAAUGGACAUUCCUGUGUUUAAAGCCAUCCAGCCCGAGGAACUAGCCAGCUGUGGAUGGAGUAAGAAGGAGAAACACAGUCUCGCCCCAAAUGUCGUGGCCUUUACCCGGAGGUUCAACCAGGUCAGUUUUUGGGUUGUACGAGAAAUUCUAACAGCACAGACUUUAAAAAUAAGGGCAGAAAUCCUGAGCCAUUUUGUGAAAAUUGCCAAGAAACUUCUAGAACUCAACAACCUUCAUUCUCUCAUGUCUGUGGUGUCAGCAUUACAAAGUGCACCCAUCUUCAGGCUGACAAAAACUUGGGCUCUUUUGAAUCGAAAAGACAAGACCACCUUUGAGAAAUUGGACUACCUGAUGUCUAAAGAAGAUAAUUACAAGCGGACUCGGGAGUAUAUCCGAAGCCUGAAGAUGGUUCCCAGUAUCCCCUAUCUAGGGAUCUAUCUUCUGGAUUUAAUCUACAUCGAUUCUGCAUAUCCUGCCUCAGGCAGCAUCAUGGAAAAUGAACAAAGAUCCAAUCAGAUGAACAAUAUUCUCCGAAUAAUCGCUGAUUUACAAGUUUCCUGCAGCUAUGAUCACCUCACAACCCUGCCCCAUGUGCAAAAGUACCUAAAGUCUGUACGCUACAUUGAAGAGCUCCAGAAAUUUGUGGAGGACGACAACUACAAACUGUCGCUCAGAAUUGAACCAGGAAGCAGCUCUCCAAGACUAGUCUCCUCCAAAGAAGAUCUUGCAGGCCCCUCCACUGGCUUCAGUUCUGCGAGGUUCAGCCGGCGACCCACCUGUCCUGAUGCAUCUGUUGCUGGCAGCCUCCCUACACCCCCUGUCCCGAGACACAGGAAGAGCCACAGCUUGGGCAACAAUAUGAUGUGUCAGUUGAGUGUAGUUGAGAGUAAAAGUGCGACAUUCCCAUCGGAGAAAGCGAGGCACCUGCUGGACGACAGUGUCCUAGAGUCUCGCAGCCCCCGCAGGGGCCUCGCCCUCACCUCCUCCUCUGCCGUCACCAAUGGACUCUCCCUAGGCAGUAGUGAGAGCUCAGAGUUUAGUGAAGACAUGUCUUCAGGGCUGGAAAGGGGACGGCUCUAUGCCACGCUGGGGCCCAACUGGCGGGUUCCAGUUCGGAAUUCUCCCAGAACCCGGAGCUGCGUCUACAGCCCCACUGGCCCGUGCAUCUGUACACUGGGGAGCUCAGCAGCAGUGCCCACCAUGGAGGGGCCUCUGAGAAGGAAAACUCUGCUCAAGGAAGGACGGAAGCCCGCGUAUAAAUCCACACCUGGCAAAAAGGUCUCCAUCGUGGGCUGGAUGGUGCAGCUGCCUGACGACCCCGAGCACCCGGAUAUCUUCCAGCUGAAUAACCCUGACAAAGGCAAUGUUUACAAGUUCCAGACUGGCUCUCGGUUCCAUGCAAUCCUGUGGCACAAGCAUUUGGAUGACGCAUGUAAAAGCAACAGGCCUCAGGUAAAGUCCCCAAAAUCCUACUUGUCACAUGAAAUACCCUCUCCCACCUUUGCGACAGGGCCCCUGCCUUCUGUCAGAGCCUGUCAGCUAAGUUCCCAGAUACCCUCUUUUGAUCAGCCUUUUCCCAUGAUUGAGGGCACCUGCUGCGUGGCUGAGAGCAGAGCCCGGCUUCAGACCGGAACUUUGCGUCUGGUCCCUGUGUUAGGUGGCAGGUGCCAUAUUGCCCCACAGUUCAGGCCACAGCAUUUAUUUAACCAUCCCCCCCAAAGUUGGUUCAUGGGAAUAUGCCAAACUGACUAACAGGCCUCCUGCCCCCCACCACCCAUAGGAAUAAUAACAGUUAAUGUAUCGAGAGCCAACCAUGGCUGCUGACGAAUGGGACCCUGGUCUGCUGGGCCCGGCUUGUGGCUCAGCUCCCUC
This is a messenger RNA of Hipposideros armiger (great roundleaf bat), 2338 nucleotides long. RefSeq names its product Ral GEF with PH domain and SH3 binding motif 1 (gene RALGPS1). The record is from RefSeq and is a predicted model, not a curated record. Gene Ontology annotation, molecular function: guanyl-nucleotide exchange factor activity. Gene Ontology annotation, biological process: Ras protein signal transduction. NCBI's taxonomy places the organism in Eukaryota, Metazoa, Chordata, Mammalia, Chiroptera, Hipposideridae. The transcript has 18 exons. Bases 287 to 2218 code for a protein of 643 amino acids. Gene Ontology annotation, cellular component: plasma membrane.